AUGGCGGAUAGUCAUGGCCUGCAAGGCUCCGCCAAUACCAGAAGUAACAGCCGUAUUUUGGCUGAGUCUUUAUCUCGCGUAGUGGAAUUGAAUGAAGAAAGUGGUUCUAUGAUGGAAUCUGGCUUAUCGGAGUUGAAUACAUCAUGUGAAGACCGAGAUAUUGGCGAAGGUGUCGGAGGGGAUUUGGGUUCAAAAUCCGAUGAGGCAUACAAGGAUUUUCUGAAGGCUAUUAAAGCUGGAAAUAUUGAGGUAACAGAGAUAUUGAAAUACGUAAACAUUAUAGAAAGAGAUAUUCUAGAUACCUCAACUGAGGAAGUUAAACAAAAACUAUUAAAGUACAGUUCGAUCAGUCUAAAUGGUACGAGGACAGGGAUCAUUGAGCUUUGUAAACAUAAGUUUUCUCAAUUUCCAAAGAAUAAACCAUUCCGGCGAUUGAACAGACAGGGAGGGCAUCCUGCAACUGAGAAAUUAGCAACGGAUAUACUUAAUCUGGUGAAAUUUUGUAGUUCAGGCGAGGUGACAAGUGAAAUUAAUGAUAUAUUUCUGAAACCGCCAUCUCAGGGUGUACAAUCUUUCUUGAAUGUUAUGGCCGAAAAUGCAGAUGAAUUUCAAAACUUAAUUAAUCCUAAGUGCAGCCAAGACGAACGAGAGCGAUUCUCGUCGCUUUUAGAAAAGCUAGACGAGAAUUAUUAUCAACUAAACGACGAUUUUGAUGAUGCUAUGAUAAGCAUGAAGCAGGAAAUUACUGAUUUAAAAAAAAAUAUGUGCGAUAAAGAAGUCAAAAUUUCGACUUUAAAGGAAUAG
Messenger RNA from Paramuricea clavata, 804 nucleotides. NCBI's taxonomy places the organism in Eukaryota, Metazoa, Cnidaria, Anthozoa, Malacalcyonacea, Plexauridae. The record is from the annotation of a GenBank genome assembly.